Molecule: messenger RNA, 948 nt
Organism: Periconia digitata
Lineage: Eukaryota; Fungi; Ascomycota; Dothideomycetes; Pleosporales; Periconiaceae
Source: the annotation of a GenBank genome assembly
ACAACGCUCGUAUUGCACGUCAAUCUGCCUGCAUUGGACCUUUUACAUACAAUGUCACCACUCGAGACCAACAUUCGAAAUGUUCUCUCCACCCUCGCACCAAAGUUGCAGGCCUUCCGCCAACCAUCCUCGCGUCCAAUCAUCCUCGGCAUAACAGGACUUCAAGGUUCCGGAAAAUCAACGUGGGCAUCGGUCGUUGUGAAACUGCUUACGACAGAAUACAACCUUUCUGCUAUUACGGUAUCUCUGGAUGAUUUCUACAAGACACAUGACGAUUUGAUAGCCCGUCGAAAACAAGAUCCAGACAAUAAAUUGUAUCGGACGAGAGGUCAACCAGGCACACAUGACGAGAAACUAGCCGCGCGAUUCUUUCACGACUUAGAAGCUUUUGGGGGAGGCGGGGAAGUCAGAAUACCAAGCUUCGACAAGAGCAUGUUCAAUGGCGAGGGCGAUCGUGCAACUCAAGAAAAUUGGCCCAUCAUACGACAAAAGCCAGAUGUGGUCGUUUUCGAAGGCUGGUGUGUUGGUUUCCGCCCACUGUCGACAGAAGCUGUGCACGAGAAACAUCAAUCAGCGCUCGCUAGCAAACUACCAAUCAACACUCCUGCAAAACACAAAGUAGAUCAUCUGCUGGAUGUCAAUGAGUGUCUACAGCGAUAUUGCGAGGCCUUCAUGGGGCCCAAACAUUUCGAUUUCAUGAUUCACAUUGACACGGACGAUCUACGUAACGUCUACAAGUGGCGAUUGGAGCAGGAGCACAAAUUAAUCGCCGCAAAGGGAACGGGCAUGAGUGACGAGCAGGUAGCAGCUUUCAUAGACAACUAUAUGCCCGGAUAUGAGCUAUAUCUGGACGAACUGAGAAGGGGUUUCUUCGACGAGAGAAACGGGAACCAGAUGAGGGUCCUCUUAGAUGUAGAGAGAGCCGUAAAGAAGGUGGAAGAAUUGUAG